Molecule: messenger RNA, 1821 nt
Organism: Silurus meridionalis
Lineage: Eukaryota; Metazoa; Chordata; Actinopteri; Siluriformes; Siluridae
Gene: ogfod1
Product: 2-oxoglutarate and iron-dependent oxygenase domain containing 1
Exons: 13
Coding region: 107-1669 (520 amino acids)
Biological process (GO): peptidyl-proline hydroxylation; regulation of translational termination
Cellular component (GO): cytoplasm
Molecular function (GO): iron ion binding; L-ascorbic acid binding; peptidyl-proline dioxygenase activity
Source: RefSeq, a predicted model, not a curated record
GGUAAUAAGAAAAGAAGAGAAAACCUUCCUCGGCAGAAAUAAUUGAGCGUAGGUUUGAUGACGUCAAAUUCCUGCGACGGACUCGCCUUCUCACUUGGAGGCUGACAUGUCUACUAAACGGCGCUCGGGCGACACAAAUAAAGGGAAAAGUGCUAAAAAGAGUAAAGAUGGGGAAGUCGCAGUUAUCAGCUCGGACCUGGAGGAUGAAGUGAUCCGGAAUGGAAUGAAAGAAGCCUGGAGGAAAAAGACGAGUUUCUCCCACGGCAGUGUGCAGUUGGACUGUGAGCCAUUUCCUCACUGUAAAAUCGCCAAUUUUGUUCAGAACGAAGGCUUUGUGGAGAAUUUGAGAGACGAACUCCUGCGACUCCAUUUCCACAGCAAAUCCAACGACCUGUACAAAUUUCAGCAGUCUGGUGAUCUAAAAAAGAGGAAAGAGCAUCACAUUUCUGCAAUAAGGUCACUUCUUUUCCUCCAAUUCCGCUCAUGGUUGUCCGAGGUAUUAGGAGUAGACUUAGAGCCGACUGUGGAUAUGUCCUGUGCGAAAUACGAGCACACGGACGUCCUGCUGUGUCACGAUGACGAACUCGAAGGCCGGAGAGUUGCGUUUAUUCUUUACUUGGUGCCUCCAUGGAACCUGAGUGAUGGAGGAACGUUAGAUUUAUACAACACAGACGAACACUAUGAGCCAGUGAGCAUAGUAAAGUCCCUCCUGCCAUGCUGGAACACUUUGUUGUUUUUUGAGGUCUCUCCUGUUUCCUACCAUCAGGUGUCAGAAGUUCUUACAGAUGAUAAAUGCCGCUUGUCUCUGAGUGGUUGGUUUCAUGGCCCGUCCCUGCAGAGACCUCUACGCUACACAGAACCAACACUUCCACGUCACACACACAUCCUCACAGAUGAGUCUGUGUUAUUUGAGUGGGUAAAUGAGAUGUACAUGGAUCCACUGUAUCAGGCCCAGGUACAGCAGGAGUUUGAGGACACUUCAGAAAUCCGUUUGCCGAAUUUUCUCCAGGAGGAGAAAUACAAGAGGGUGAUUGAGGCCUUACAAUCAGCUACAAUCGAGUGGGAGAGGAGAGGACCACCCAAUAAAAGGUGUUAUGCCCGAGCACAGCUGCAGAAUUUACCCUCGUGUCUAAAAGAAUGCUGGGAUUUAGUUUCAUCGGAGGCGUUUUUCCUUCUGCUUUCCAACCUGACCGGGCUGAGCCUCCACGCUCUCGCUCCUGCAGAUGAUGAGAGCGAGGAGCAAGGGGAAAAUAGCGAGGGGCAGGAGGGGCAAAGCAGCAUAGACACCAGAGAGGAUGAGAAAAAUGAUCCAAAUUCAUCAACUGAGGAAAAAAACCAAGGUCCUCCGGUGUGUGUUGGUGAGCUUCGUCGUUGGUCUCAUGGUGAUUACACUCUGCUGCAUGACUCUGUAAAAAGAGAGUAUGCACUGGACCUGCUGCUCCAUUUAGGCUGCUCAGGGUGGAAGCCGGAGUUUGGAGGAUUUACAUCGUACAUCGCACAUGACGAAGAUGAAGAGCUCCUGACCAUUUAUCCUGAGGACAAUUCUCUGGCAUUAGUGUACAGAGACAAAGAAACUCUGAAAUUCAUCAAACACAUCAAUCACAGCAGCGUUGUUCAGGAACAGCCGCUCACACACUUCUACGAUUUUUCUUUCACCUACUAUGAAUAAACACGACCUCACACACGGCAAAGCCUUUAAUCAACAGCAACAAACGUUCAAACAAAAGUGCGUGUUUUGUGGGUUUCUGGGUGAAUAAAUAACAUACCCAUACCUCUGUUUUACACUUUUUAAGCAAUAAUUAAACAAUUAUGUUUCAGUCA